Rotaria sp. Silwood2 is the source of this 1878-nucleotide messenger RNA. NCBI's taxonomy places the organism in Eukaryota, Metazoa, Rotifera, Eurotatoria, Philodinida, Philodinidae. The record is from the annotation of a GenBank genome assembly.
AUGGAUAGUAUUAGUAAUUCUGGUGUGAGUCUAAUACUUAAUCCUGAUAUUGCAAAUGUAAUAAAUGAACAUCAACAUGAUCUAUCAACAUGUGAAGAAGAAUUUGAAAAUCAGGAAGAAAUUCAACAAAUGCUUGCUAAUGCAUUUGAUAGUCAAUCAUUAUCAAAUACAGACAAUGAUGAGCAUGCAUUUGAUGAUGAUGAUGACGAUGAUGUACAAUUACCUGUUCAAAUUUCAACAAUUGAACAUGUACCGCAAUCAGAAGAUAAUGUUCGUCUUCAACAAGACAAUGAAACUUUGCGUCAUCGUAUAACUGAAUAUGCUGCAAAUGAAGAAAUUUAUCGACAAAAUACAUUGGAAUAUGAACAUAAAAUGAAUGAGUUAAAUGAAAAACAUGAACAAAAAUUUUUUUCACUUCGUCUUGAAUAUGAAACGAAAAUUGAACAAUUAAUAAAUAAAACAAGUGAACAACAAAUUGAAAUGUUAACAUUAAAACAAAUGUAUGAAACAAUAUAUGAUGAGAAAUGUCAUGUUGAUGAACAAAUUAAUGAUAUUCGUUUAAAUGAACAAAAUCUUCAAGAAAAAUUAGAUAAAAUACAAACAGAAUAUGAACAAUUAUUAAAAUUAAAUAAAAAACCAUUAAUGAUAAAUGUUCUUACACAAACGGAAACUAAUAAUGAAACUGAACAACAAAUAGAAAUAUUAACGAAACAAAAUAUUCAAUUAGUGGAUGAAUUGACACGAAUAUCGAAUCAAUUAAAUUUAUUACAAACUCAUUAUAAUGAACGUGAACAAUUCUUCUCUACUGAAAAGAUUCAAUAUGAAAAACAUAUUAAAGAAUUAUCCAAACGUCCAACGAUGACUUGUAUCAAACUUCAAACAGAUUUUAUUGAUGAUGAUAAAAAAAUAAAACAAUUACAAAAUGAACUUGAUGAUUAUAAAUUAAAAUUGAAUAGUAAACAAAUAGAAAUAAAUAGUUUAAAAUUUGAUUUAAAUAAUUUAAAACAAGAAAUGAAUGAUCGUUUAUCAUUAUUAACAACAAAUAUAUCAAAUGAAAAAUUAAAUAAAGUUUUAUCUGAACGUGAUCAACAUUUAAAUGAAUUAAAUAAAUUAAAAAUUGAAUUACCAGAUUUAAAACAACAAAUGAUUGAAAGUUUUCAAACAAAAGUUAUUACAUUUAAGGAACAAGUUAAAAAAGCUUUAGUUGAAAAAGAAAAUGAUUACAAAAAGAAAAUUGAACAAAUUGAAAAUGAAUAUAUUUCUCAAUAUGAACAAGUUCUAGAAAAAAAUAAACAAAUUGUUCGUUCCUUAAUUGCAUCGAAACAAGAAGAAUUUAUUACAGAAAAAACUAAAAUAAUUUCAGAAUAUGAAGAAAUAUUAAAGACACUUCAGACACAACAGUUACCCAAUGAUGAACGACGUAUGUUUGAACAAAAAAUCGAAGAAUUAACUCGUGCUCAUGAUAAAUGUAGUCAAUACAUAGUAAAACGUGAGCAUGAACAUCGUCAACGUGAAAAAACAUCUUUAAAUCUUCAACAAUUUGACGAAACAAAACGAAAAUAUAAUGAUGAAAUUCAUCGACUUUAUGAUCAAAUAGCUAAACAAAAUCAACAACAAAUUCUUUUAAUCGAUGAACAUCAAAAACAAAUUGAACAAUUGAAAAAUACUUAUGAUCAACGUUACCGUAUUCUUUUAGAUGAAUGGAAAAUAUAUAAUAAUGAUUUACAUGAUAAUAAUACAAAACUCAAAACAAAAUUAAAAGAAUAUGAAAAAACCAUAGUACAAUUGCGUUAUCAUAUUAUUAAUUUGCAAAUUGAAUAUUUGCAAAAUGGUGGAAAUUCAAAUAAAAUUCUUCAAUUAACAAAUGAGAUUAAAUAA